Molecule: messenger RNA, 1683 nt
Organism: Pieris napi
Lineage: Eukaryota; Metazoa; Arthropoda; Insecta; Lepidoptera; Pieridae
Exons: 5
Coding region: 80-1504 (474 amino acids)
Biological process (GO): regulation of mitochondrial mRNA stability
Source: RefSeq, a predicted model, not a curated record
AGUGUCUCCGACUCAGGAGACAGCAUCAAUUAGAACAAGAAAUUAUGUGGAAAUAUGGGCAGCUUUAGAUGAUGCCUGUAUGAAUAGAUUUAGAGAUUGGUCUUAUGAUGAAAUUCUCUCUUUCUGUGCAUUGUUUUAUAAGCUAAGUGCAACUAAAGCAUCUGAUUUUUGUUAUAAAGGUAUUCAAAAAUUAACAUACAGAGCAAGUAAAUUGAAUAAGUCACAACUUGUACAAACAUUUUUCUUUAUAGCUGCGAUGAGGUUUUCACCUCAUGAUAUGCAUGGUAUGGAACUUGCCGUAGAAAAACAUUUUGAUGAAAUGAGCAUAGACGAGUUAGCCAUAGUGUCUAUGGGUUUCUUCAAGAGUAAAGUUCCAGUUAGAAGCAUGUCUUUAAUAUCAAAAAUAAUUGAUAGAAUUUGUGAAAAUGCAAAUACAAUUAACGAAGUGACACUUGCUGCUUUACUUAAGGUUAUUCGGCUUUCACGAAAGUUUCCUAUUGACAAUAAAAUAUGCAUAUUUCUGGACACAUUGCAGUCUCAAGUACCACGUCUCUCAGUUAUGUGUAAUGUUCACAUAGCCUUGCUUGCAAGCAGUACUCUAACAAAACAUGAAAGCUGUCUUUUUAACAUCGCUAAUACUGUUUUAUCAAACAUGUCAGGAACACGUAUAAAAGAUAUGGAACGGUUGGUGCUUACUUUUGGAACUCUUAACAUGAUACCUGACACUAAGGAAAAUUUUAUAGAAAGAGUAAUUGAAGAAUUAAGAAAAUCAGACCGAGAAACUGAGAUAAAAACUCAUGGUCGAUCAUUUGCAUGUUGUGUAGCAUAUCUGGGUCUAUUGGGAUAUUAUCCUAUUGACCUAAUGGAAAAAGUAUUAAAUAAAGAAUUUCUAGAAAACACCUAUGGAAAAUACUGCCUAGCAUAUGGUCGAGAAAUAUUAACUAUACAUAACUUAGUAAAAAUAUUUCACAAAGAAAAGUGUUUGGAAGUUCUCACAGAAAAAGAAGCUGUAAUAUUAGCUAAAAGAUAUACUGAUUAUAUUCCAGAUAUAAAUUUUCAUAAACAGUAUAAUGUUACUGAAAAAAUGUUUUUAGAUUUAAGACAAAUUGUAGAAACUACCAGAGGGGGACUCGAGUAUGUUACCGGACAACAUAUUCUUACCCAUCAUCAACGAGGAGAUAUAAUAAUCUGUGAUUCUCAAAAUGACAAUCCCGUUGAAGUUAAAGAUGUAUUUAAAUUUGGCAAGCUUAUUCCCGCUCCUAAUGAUAGCAAUAUAUGGAUAGUGUUAGUAAUAGCUGGACGAAAUGUAAUGCUUCAUAACUCUGAUGAGCCAUGUGGUCAUUUAUUAUCAAAAAUUCGGGAGCUUAACGCUAUGGGAUACAAAUCUGCACCAGUCAUCUGGAAUAUUUAUUCAAAACUUAACACUUUUGAAGAAAAAGAAGAAUAUAUAAAUAAUAUCAUUACUGAAGCCAAAUCUAGGCCAGAAAGACGAGUGAGGGUCUAAGGGCGUCGGCACGUUCAUCACUACAGCUACAUAAUCUAAUGGGAAAAAAAGUUAAAUGUGAUAACCCUAAAAUCUACCAAAAUAAUAUUCAUAGUUUUCACCUUGCAAUGUGGGUUGUUCAAAAAUGAAUUAGAUGUGUUAGUAAUUUGUUACUAAAAUAAAAUAUAUGUAUGAUCAUC